UUAGAGGUGACAAAAAGGAGCACUAGAACUUGUGUGGGGCCUCAGUCUUACCUUACAGAGGCCAGGGGAAUGGUCAUUCCAAGUUUUUACACCUAUUAUUGCCUCUAUUGUAUUUGGUAGAUGAGUUAGAAAAAGUAUUAUGGCCCGCCAAUGCGAUGUUCGGUUUUUUCCGUCAAUUUACAGUUCGGAACCCGAACCUUCGGAUUUUAUUUUGGGCACACAAACGUAAGUUUAGACAAAGUUCCAUAAGGUGUUCUUUAAGUAAGUAAAAAGCAAAAAGAUAAACGCCCAUGAAUCGUUAACAAAGCAGAAAAUGGAGAAAAUCUCGUCAGCAAUUGCAGUUUGUUGAAAAGUCAAGUUGUUAAAUACGCUUUUGUUAUUAAAAAUGGAAUUGAAACGGUUUUUUGACAAUCUCAAAAAAAAAUUUGUUUAAAAAAAAAUAAUUUAAUACUAAUGCAAUACAUACUUUAAAUAAGCUCUGCUUUGUACAGGUUUAUACGAAAACUUUUUAAACUUGAAUUUUUAUUUUACAGAGCUAACCCUUACGAGGAAACUAGGCUUCGACUUGUCACACGAUACCCCCCAGAAACAUCCAUUCAUGUCCUUCCAAUACAGAGAGAUGAGCCGGUCGUAAUCACAGGGUCUCUGGCAAUUUCGUAACGCCGCAUUGGCUUUUCAACAAAUAGGAUUAUAUAAGUUGGCAUAUAAAGCUGAUGAUGAAAUUGAAAAAUAAAUAUAGCUAAUCAACUAGCACAUUUUAUGGGUCUUGAAUAACUUUAUAUACACAGGCAGCCAGGUACAUAAAGGCUAAUAAGUCAUUGAGUUAAAAACAAAAAGAACAACAACAUCUCCUUGAACUUUAAUACGUAGAGACACGAGAGACCUCUGGAAUGACCCAUUAUAUCCCAGUGCGACGCCAGGAGGCGAACUAUCGCUUUAAUUAUACACAGCACAACCAGACGGGCGUGCUCCAAUGUCGUGAAACUAGGCAGUCCGCAGUGGCCACUAGAGAUUUCGGGUACUUAAAAAAAAUAUACAUAUUUAUAGAUAUUCACUGGUGGCUUCUAAAACAAAAUUGAUAUUUUAUUAUGUUAAAUUGUGUCCAUGUUAAUGAAUCAUUUGCUUUUAAGGAAACCGUGUUUCGUGCACGUGUUUGACAAAGACACAGAUCUAUAGUGAAUGUCUUGGUUUUAAUGAUUAGGGGUUUCAUUUAUCAAGAGUUGUAACUAUUUAGUGUAUCAUUUAUUCGCGCUGUAACUCUGAUGUACAACGGCUCAAUAAUAUAUUGUAGCCUGAAGAGAGAGAGAGAGAGAGAGAGAGAGAGAGAGAGAGAGAGAGAGAGAGAGAGAGAGAAAGAGAGAGAAAGCAUCCAUGAAUUGUGUUCCCCUGUCCCCCUCAAAUCUGCCAACCCUAACACUAAUGAUUCCAAGCGCUGAAUAAGUACUGCAAAUUAAAACUAAUAGCUGCUUUGGUAAAAAUUCAGUUUUUGUUUAAAUUAUUUUUUUAAUCUGGAAAAAUGUACAGAAGUAUAAAAAAGAUCCUCUUUUUAAUUAUAUUUGAUUGCUUGAUUUCAAUUCCCAUAAAGACCAUGACACUAACUGACGCAUAACUUCUUGUUUGUUUACAUUAACCCCUCCAUGGGCGGAGCCAACGAAUUCGAAGACUGAAUGACGUCAUCUAAAAUAAAUAACUUAAAACACAUUUUGCGUGUGGGAUGUUUUUUAAAGUAUUUUUGCUGAAGCAACGCACUUACGUCCUUCUCAGCAUGCACUUACGUCCUUCUCAGUAUGCACUUACGUCCUUCUCAGCAUGCACUUACGUCCUUCUCAGCAUGCACUUACGUCCUUCUCAGCAUGCACUUACGUCCUUCUCAGCAUGCACUUACGUCCUUCUCAGCAUGCACUUACGUCCUUCUCAGCAUGCACUUACGUCCUUCUCAGCAUGCACUUACGUCCUUCUCAGCAUGCACUUACGUCCUUCUCAGCAUGCACUUACGUCCUUCUCAGCAUGCACUUACGUCCUUCUCAGCAUGCACUUACGUCCUUCUCAGCAUGCACUUCUCUCUUCAUCCUGCUCUACCCUCCUCAGCAUGCACUUCUGUCCUUCUCAGCAUGCACUUCUGUCCUUCUCAGCAUGCACUUCUGUCCUUCUCAGCAUGCACUUCUGUCCUUCUCAGCAUGCACUUCUGUCCUCAGCAUGCACUUCUGUCCUUCUCAGCAUGCACUUCUGUCCUUCUCAGCAUGCACUCCUGUCCUCAGCAUGCACUUCACUCCUUAGUAUGCACUUCUAGCCUCAGCAUGCACUUCUGUCCUCAGUAUGCACUUCUGUCCUUCUCAGCAUGCACUUCUGUCCUUCUCAGCAUGCACUUCUGUCCUCAGCAUGCACUUCUGUCCUUCUCAGCAUGCACUUCUGUCCUUCUCAGCAUGCACUUCUGUCCUCAGCAUGCACUUCACUCCUUAGUAUGCACUUCUGGCCUCAGCAUGCACUUCUGUCCUCAGCAUGCACUUCUGUCCUCAGCAUGCACUUCUGGCCUCAGCAUGCACUUCUGUCCUCAGCAUGCACUUCUGGCCUCAGCAUGCACUUCUGUCCUCAGCAUGCACUUCACUCCUCAGUAUGCACUUCUGGCCUCAGCAUCCACUUCUGUCCUCAGCGUGCACUUCUGUCUUACUUAGUUUGACCUCUAUCUAAAUCCACUGUGAUUAUUAUACUGUUCAAGGCUGUUUGUGCAAUUGAUGGUACUCAAAAGUCUCUUGAAAAAUAUUGGAAGACUGAAUUGUGAUGAAAAAAAGAAUCGGACAAUUACCAGUAUUAACAUAAAAACGUUUGGAUAGCAUACAAGCAUUUUAGACUUUUUUGAAUCAGCGGAUACAUUUUGGGGAAAUAUAAUUCCCAUAACAGCAGUCUUCAAAUUCGUAAAAAAAUGUUUUGAAAAAUAAGCCUGUGUCGUCACUAAUUAAAGUGAUUACAAUCACUGAUUAUUACAAUCUUGUCGUUAGCAUAAUAAUCCGGAAUAGGAGUUCUAUCCCUUGGGGAGUCCCAUUUUCUAAUACCCUCAUAUAUUUCAACAAUGUUCAGAGACUAGACUGAAAUGGGCCUUCCUUGUUUAUUGGUGUAAGUAACUAAUACAAAAUAAGGCAUAAAAUAAGAAAGACCUAUGCGACCCUCUCAUGGGCUGAUGGCGUCUUAAGAUUUAUUUGUUUCCUGCAGACACAUGCGGCCACUUGGAGACUGCACCAUGUUUGAGCAGCCGUACUUCUCCCCCAACUACAUCCAGAUGCCCACCAACUACAUGAGGAGACCACAUCAUUGGGUUGACCGACGGAUCACUUUGGAUGAUCUAAGUAAGUAGCGAUAACAAAAUGACCUCAAGCUGUAUAUAAUGACAGAGCCCUAAGCUGUAGUAAAGACAGAGCCCUAGGCUUUAAGUAAUGUCAGAGCCCUAGGCUGUAAGUAAUGACAGAGACCUAGGCUGUAAGUAAUGACAUAGACUAGGCUGUAAGUAUUGACAUAAACUUAGGCUGUAAGUAAUGAUAAAGACCUAGGCUGUAAGUAAUGACAGAGCCCUAAGAAAUAAGUAAUGACAGAGACCUAGGCUGUAAGUAAAUAAAAAGACCUAGGUUUUAAGUAAUGACAGAGACCUAGGCUGUAUGUAAUGACAGAGACCUAGGCUGUAAGUAAUGUCAUAGACCUAGGCUGUAAGUAAUGACAAAGCCCCAGGCUCUCAGUAAUGACAAAGCCUCAGUUUGUAAGUAAUGUUAGGACCAUACGUUUUAAGUAAUGACAGAAUCCCAAGGCUAUAAGAAAUUAGACAAUAAAGCCACUGGGAUGAUCUUAAUAUGUUUAGAUUGAAAUGAGAGUACCACGGGAUUUAUACGAGUGACUGACCAACCUUGUAUAGUAAGAUUACCAUGGAAUCUUUAAUAUGCCUCGAUCGAAAACAAUCCCAGAGACCACCAGAUGACAAAAUGAUUUCGUACAUCCACACAUUCACACAUCCAGUCAUUCACACAUCCACACAUUCACACGUCAACACAUUUAAACGUCCACACAUUCACAUAUUCAAUGGUUCACACAUUCACACAUCCACACAUCAAACCAUCAACACAUCCACACAUCAACACAUCAACACAUUCACACCUCCACACAUCAACACAUCCACACAUUCACACUUCCACACAUUCACACUUCCACACAUCAACAUGUCCACACAUCAACAUGCCCACACAUUUAAAUGUCCACACAUUCACAAGUCCACACAUUAGCACAUUCUAACAUUUACACGUCAAAUCCUCAAAGUUUUCACACAUUCAAACGUCCACACAUCAACACAUUCACACAUUCACACGUCCCCACAUCAACACAUUCAUUCAUUUAAACGUCCACACACCAACACGUCCACAAUUUCAAACGUCCACACAUUCACAAAUUCAAACAUCCAUACAUAACAUUUCCACACAUUCACACAUUAACAAAUGUGCAAGUAUGUACAUCAAUACUUCCACAUAUUAAAACAUCCACACAACAACACGCCCACACAUUCAAACGUCCACACAUUUAUAAAACCACACAUUCAAAUAUAAAUACAUAACAUUUCCACACAUUCACACAUUAAGAAAUUAACAAGUACGUACAUCAUCAUGUCCACACAGUCACACGUCCACAGAUUCACACCUCCAAACAUUAACACAUACACACAUUCAUACGUCCACACAUCAACACGUCCACACAUACACUCAUUAACACGUCCACACAUCCACAGAUUUACACAUCCACAAAUUUACACAUCUACACAAUCACACAUCCAAACAUUCACACAUCCACACAUCAACGCGUCUUCACAUUUAAACAUCCACACAUUCACACGUGUCACACAUCAACACGUCCACACAUUCACACGUCCACACAUUCACACGUCCAAACAUUCACACAUCAACACGUCCACACAUUAACAAUUCCACACAUCAACACGUCGACACAUAAACACGUCCACACAUGAACAUGUCCACACAUUAACACGUCCACACAUUCACACGUCCACACAUUCACACGUCCAAACAUCAACAAGUCCACACAUUCACACGUCCAAACAUGAAAACGUCCAUACAUCAACAUAUCCACACAUUCACACGUCCACACAUUCACACGUCUACACGUUCAAAUUUUCACAUAUCAACACAACUACACGUCCAAUUAUUGAGUAUGCAGUAAAAAAACGCCGUAUGUUAAGAUCCAUUAUUCAACAGUGUCCGUAUGUAGCUGAGGACCAAAUGUGUGGGCAUUACUACAGCUUCACAAUUAUACACUGCGACAUUCAAUUCCCCAGUUAAUGAGGACAUUAGUUUUAGCAAUCACCACAAUGACACAGUACAACAUUCAGCUCCCCAGUUCAUGCAAUCACCUCAAGAACACAGUAGAACAUUCAACUCCCCCAGUUCAUGUGGACCUUAGUUUUAGCAAUCAUCGAUUAUUUAAGGCACUAUCAAAAUACAGGUCAUUACGUUGUUAUACAGAUGAGACUUUUUGUCCUCCCAGGUCGAUGGGCCAACGAAUCCGUACGUCACGAGAGGGCGUUUGGUGGCUGGCACAACGUAUUUGGGACACGGUAUUUCUACGGUGAAGAUCGACGCCUGUGACUCUGUCAGGAGUUGGUGCUUCCUUUAGGACUUGGAGUGGAGCAGUAGGAGAGACGUGGCCAUUAUACCUUUCUGCUUAUACCGUUACAAAAUAUUUGGCGACCAUACAUCGAGGAAGGCAAUCUCAUCUUUGUUAAAACGCGUGGCGGCAUUGUGUCUACUUUACCAUCGGUUUUGACAUUUUUAUUUCGAUCAGCGCCACUAAGUCGGUGUUGAAGAAAUGCAUUUAUAAGAAUCCACAAACUCAGGUCAGGCCUUUCUAUUGGUGGUCAAAGGAGAACAGUGUCAGGCCCUUCUAUUGGUGGUCAAAGCAGUGCAGUUCUACUUAGGUCAGGCCUUUCUGUUGGUGGUCAAAGCAGUGCAGUUCUACUUAGGUCAAGCCUUUCUUUUGGUGGUCAAAGCAGUGCAGUUCUACUUAGGUCAGGCCUUUCUAUUGGUGGUAAAAGCAGUGCAGUUCUACUUAGGUCAGGCCUUUCUAUUGGUGAUAAAAGCAGUGCAGUUCUACUUAGGUCAGGCCUUUCUAUUGGUGGUAAAAGCAGUGCAGUUCUACUUAGGUCAGGCCUUUCUAUUGGUGGUCAAAGCAGUGCAGUUCUACUUAGGUCAGGCCUUUCUAUUGGUGGUAAAAGCAGUGCAGUUCUACUUAGGUCAGGCCUUUCUAUUGGUGGUAAAAGCAGUGCAGUUCUACUUAGGUCAGGCCUUUCUAUUGGUGGUCAAAGCAGUGCAGUUCUACUUAGGUCAGGCCUUUCUAUUGGUGGUAAAAGCAGUGCAGUUCUACUUAGGUCAGGCCUUUCUAUUGGUGGUAAAAGCAGUGCAGUUCUACUUAGGUCAGGCCUUUCUAUUGGUGGUCAAAGCUGUGCAGUUCUACUUAGGUCAGGCCUUUCUAUUGGUGGUCAAAGCAGUGCAGUUCUACUUAGGUCAGACCUUUCUAUUGGUGGUAAAAGCAGUGCAGUUCUACUUAGGUCAGGCCUUUCUGUUGGUGGUCAAAGCAGUGCAGUUCUACUUAGGUCAGGCCUUUCUGUUAAUGGCCAAAGCAGUGCAGUUCUACUUAGGUCAGGCCUUUGAGUUUAAAGAACUAUAUCUAUUUUGUCACGAACUUUUUCCCCAGAAAAAGCAUGACACAUCGCCUCAAAGACCUGAUGAGGAUGCCCCUGUCUACUUGCCGUGUCCUGUGAUAGUUCAAGAAAUACAAAUCAAAUUUGCUGAGUAGUCAACAAGAUUUUUUGAGAAGAAAU
Messenger RNA from Lymnaea stagnalis (great pond snail), 6865 nucleotides. The record is from the annotation of a GenBank genome assembly. NCBI's taxonomy places the organism in Eukaryota, Metazoa, Mollusca, Gastropoda, Lymnaeidae.